AUGCCUUGUCCUACCCCUCAUACACAGGUCGCCAUUGACCAAUCUCAGUUCUGGGACGAAAAUGGGAUACAUUGGAACUAUCACAGAAUAGGGUGGACGAUUGCUGGUGGUUGUGCUGCGCUUACGACAAUCAUCUCCUCUGUGUCGAUCCUCCAACAUUGCAGGAACUAUACCAAGCCGACACAACAGCGGCAGAUCCUGCGAAUUUUGUAUAUGCCUGUAAUCUACGCCAUUAUCUCAUUCUGUUCCUAUCGGUUUUAUCAAGAUUAUACCUAUUAUUCAUUCAUUCAAAUCGCGUAUGAAGCCGUCACUUUAAGUGCUUUUCUGCUUUUAAUCAUUGAAUACGUGGCGUCUACGGCGACGGGUCACUCUGCAGAACGAGCUUUAGAACGGAAAGACAAACAACCUUUGCCCAUGCCCUUUUGUUGUUGGAGAUAUCGCCCCACCAAGGCUUAUUUUAUGUAUACUGUCAAGUGGUCUGUAUUACAAUAUGUAAUUGUCCGGCCAGCCGCAUCGAUCGCUGGUAUUAUUUGUGAAAAGUAUGAUGUACUUUGCGAGGCAGACGGAUAUUCUAUCCAUUACGCAGCUGUAUAUAUCGAAGCUAUCAAUUUUGUGAGCAUCAGUGUGGCCUUGUACGGUCUUCUAAUGUUUUAUGGUCUGGUCCACGAUGAGCUGGAAGGGAAGCGCCCACUCGCCAAGUUCUUGGCCAUCAAAUUAAUUGUAAUGUUUACUUUCUAUCAAAGCUUUGUGAUCAAAGCGCUUCAUGGCCACAUUCACGCUACCGUUUAUUGGACGACGACAAACAUUGCAAAUGGUUUAAACGCACUAGCCAUAUGCAUCGAGAUGGUAUUCUUUGCAAUCCUGAUGUGGUGGGCGUAUAGCGUGAACGAAUAUAGGCGCAAGGCAGGGACCCCGGCAACAACCGAUUUUGCGAUGGAAAUCUUUGGCUCGUUCCGAUUUUUCCUAAAUUACAUCCGUGGAAAGCGUGAAGUCCACGGUCGUGGGCAUCAAGUUCCGACAUACACCGGUCAACCUGCGAGAUUGAACUUCGAGCAAGCCUUUGGAGUUUCAUCGUCCACAAAUUUGACUUCCCCAUCACAACCCAUGUUUGAACGGGACGCGGCGGCCAUGGAGGCCGACAACAUCAUGCUGAAGCCUUACCCCUUCGCAUCGCCAAAUCGAACCUAA
Psilocybe cubensis is the source of this 1188-nucleotide messenger RNA. Its product is annotated as Transmembrane protein 184-like protein. Gene Ontology annotation, molecular function: transporter activity. The transcript has 16 exons. NCBI's taxonomy places the organism in Eukaryota, Fungi, Basidiomycota, Agaricomycetes, Agaricales, Agrocybaceae. The coding region runs from base 1 to 1188 and encodes 395 amino acids. The record is from RefSeq and is a predicted model, not a curated record. Gene Ontology annotation, biological process: transport.